This is a messenger RNA of Malaclemys terrapin pileata, 1284 nucleotides long. RefSeq names its product nuclear receptor subfamily 0 group B member 2 (gene NR0B2). Bases 172 to 996 code for a protein of 274 amino acids. The record is from RefSeq and is a predicted model, not a curated record. Gene Ontology annotation, molecular function: transcription corepressor activity; transcription factor binding. Gene Ontology annotation, biological process: negative regulation of transcription by RNA polymerase II; circadian rhythm. The transcript has 2 exons. Gene Ontology annotation, cellular component: nucleus; cytoplasm. NCBI's taxonomy places the organism in Eukaryota, Metazoa, Chordata, Testudines, Emydidae.
GCCAAGGAGGUGAGAGGGGCUACUGAGCUGGGAGAAGCAGGCUGCAGUCAGAGAGCUUUGACUGAUACAGCAGCAUUUGCAAGGGACCAGUCGUGCUCACAGAUCCAUCCGGCCAGGUGCACGAGAGUUUCAUCCUUGGGACCUGACGGGAUCCGCUUGCCAGGCUCAGCAAUGACGACGUGCAGCAUGGACCUGGACUGUGAGAGAUGCCAGUGCCACAGUGAGGAGAAUCGAAACGCCAUCCUCUAUACCCUCCUGAGCCAGAACCUGAACCACAAAUGGGGCAGCCAUAGCCCAUCCCAGAAGCGCUGCCUGUGCCAGAAGCGUCGCACCGUCUGCCUCCAAACACCUCAGGUCACCUGCCAGGCAGCCUCCGAUGUCCUUGUGAAAACGGUCAGCUUCAUGAAGAACCUGCCCUCCUUCCAGCUGCUGCCCCGGGGAGACCAGCUGCUGCUUCUGGACAGCUGCUGGGCUCCCCUCUUCAUUCUGGGGCUGGUUCAGGAGAUGGUGACAUUCGAGGUGACGGAAACCCCAGCCCCUAGCAUGCUCAAGAGGAUUCUCCUCGAUGGCCAGAGUAAGAGACAGGAGCCUGAGAGGACACAGCCCACCCUAGCCGGGGUGCAGCGGCUGCAGUGCUGCCUGAACACAUUCUGGAGCCUGGACCUGAGCCCUAAGGAGUAUGCUUAUCUGAAAGGAGCCAUUCUCUUUAACCCUGAUGUCCCAGGUCUCAGGGCCUCUUUGUACAUCGAGAGCCUCCAACGGGAAGCACAGAGAGCGCUCCGAGAAGUCCUAGUGCCCCUCCACCCAGAGGACCAGGGCCGCUUUGCCCGCAUCUUGCUGAUUGCUUCCACCUUGCGGUCCAUUCCUCCUGCACUUAUCACAGACCUCUUCUUUCGACCGAUCAUUGGCAAUGCAGACAUUAUUGAGGUGAUCACUGAAAUGCUGUAUGAAAUAACCUGCAGGCAACUGACUCUUUCAUCACACAUAGCCUCCUGAGAGAUCAGAUUCAGCGGCCACUCUCACAGGCACCUCCUGAGCAUUGAGCUGAGUUUCAAGGGACAGUAACGUUAAUCUGGUAAUGGGGAUUUAGUGGGAAAGAUACUGUGGACUUGCAGACACCUGGAUUGUGUUUGUAUUUCAGUUGGGCUCAGGCAACAGCUUGAGCGGUUGAAAAUCUCAACUAAGGCACAAAACAUUUAAGAAUGUAAUUCUUAUUUAGCAUUUGUUUACAGCAGACAUCAGCCCCUGUACAUACUGAACUCAUAAAGCCAAGUCGUUUCUGAA